UACCUAUCUCUUCUUAGUCUGUUGCGUUGAGACUUGAGAAGCAUUGUGAAGAAGUUAUUUGGCGGAUUCUUACUUUCAUUGACUACAUUUGAGCUUUAUUUAUUACAUAAUGAAGAUAGAAGAAGUAAAAAGCACCGCAAAAACACAAAGAAUAUCAGCUCAUAGCCAUAUAAAAGGUUUGGGUUUAGACGAAAAUGGGGUACCAAUUCAGAUGGCAGCCGGUCUCGUGGGCCAAGAAUCCGCUCGUGAGGCUGCAGGUAUUGUUGUUGACAUGAUCAGAAGUAAGAAAAUGGCAGGUCGAGCUCUCUUGCUAGCGGGUCCACCGGGCACCGGCAAAACUGCUAUUGCCUUAGCAAUAGCUCAAGAGUUGGGAAAUAAAAUACCGUUCUGUCCCAUGGUUGGCAGUGAAGUGUACAGUACGGAAAUAAAGAAAACUGAGGUGCUCAUGGAAAAUUUUCGUCGUGCCAUAGGCCUUAGGAUUCGUGAAACUAAAGAGGUUUAUGAAGGAGAGGUUACUGAGUUAACUCCAGUUGAGACUGAGAAUCCAGCAGGGGGGUAUGGAAAGACAGUGUCACAUGUUAUCAUCGGAUUAAAGACAGCCAAAGGAACAAAGCAACUGAAACUGGACCCAACUAUUUACGAAUCAAUGCAGAAGGAGAAGGUGGAAGUGGGAGACAUUAUCUACAUUGAGGCCAAUUCUGGUGCUGUCAAACGACAGGGAAGAAGCGACACCUUUGCCACAGAAUUUGACUUGGAAGCUGAAGAGUAUGUGCCUCUACCAAAAGGUGAUGUGCACAAGAAAAAAGAAGUGGUCCAAGAUGUGACCCUGCAUGACCUGGACUGUGCCAACGCGAGACCGCAAGGAGGUCACGAUAUUAUGUCUAUGAUGGGGCAACUAAUGAAACCAAAGAAGACUGAAAUUACAGAUAAACUAAGAAAAGAAAUUAAUAAAGUAGUCAAUAAGUAUAUUGAUCAGGGGAUAGCUGAGCUUGUUCCUGGAGUGUUAUUUAUUGAUGAGGUGCACAUGUUAGACAUUGAGACAUUUACGUACUUACACCGGGCCUUGGAGUCGGCUAUAGCACCAAUAGUUAUUUUCGCCUCUAACAGAGGGCGCUGCCAAAUACGAGGAACAGAGGACAUAAUCUCACCCCAUGGAAUCCCACUCGAUCUAUUAGACCGACUCCUGAUUAUUCGUACCCUACCCUACAACAAGGCUGAGUUGUUGCAGAUACUUAAAUUACGUGCCACUACCGAAAGUAUUUCCAUAGAAGACGAAGCUCUAUCGGCUCUUGCCGAAGUCGGUGCUGCUAGUACACUCAGGUACGCUGCGCAACUCCUGACACCGGCGAUGCUGGCGGCGCGCGCGGACGGAGCGACGCGCAUAUCGCCCGCGCACGUUCGCGCCGUGCAUACGCUGUUCCUGGAUGCCAAGUCCUCCGCGCGCAUACUCACGCAGCACUCCGACAAGUAUAUGAAGUGAGCGCAUGCGCCGCCAUUUUGAUUUACUAUAAAAUCCGCCAUUUUGAAGUUUGUUAUGACAUGUGCCGCCAUAUUAAAGUUCUAUUUUUGAAACGCUACCGAAAAUUGCAACCGGUGUAGCUGCAAUACCACUUAUCAAGAGAAAAAAGUAAAAAAAAUAUAUUCAACUGGUAUUAAAAAAGAAAUCUAAUCUAUUCAACAAUACGCUUAUAUAUUUUUAAGUCAAUACACAUCAAUACUAUGUGUUAACGUUACAUUCCUGUCUCAAAUUCUAUAAUUUCUGGCAACCAACCAAACUCGGAAAAUAGGAAAAUUAAAAUUUUCAUGUAAAAUAUCACAAUUUAAUGAUUAUUGUAAAUAUUAUACUUGAAUUUCAUGUU
This is a messenger RNA of Aricia agestis (brown argus), 1859 nucleotides long. RefSeq names its product ruvB-like helicase 1 (gene pont). Gene Ontology annotation, cellular component: Swr1 complex; R2TP complex; NuA4 histone acetyltransferase complex. Gene Ontology annotation, biological process: regulation of transcription by RNA polymerase II; box C/D snoRNP assembly; chromatin remodeling. NCBI's taxonomy places the organism in Eukaryota, Metazoa, Arthropoda, Insecta, Lepidoptera, Lycaenidae. The record is from RefSeq and is a predicted model, not a curated record. The coding region runs from base 110 to 1480 and encodes 456 amino acids. Gene Ontology annotation, molecular function: ATP hydrolysis activity; ATP binding; DNA helicase activity. The transcript is spliced from 10 exons.